UCAGAUGUGCUGAAUGACGCCAUCUUUGAUGAAGAUCACGAUGAGAUGGUAAUUGUGAAGGACAUAGACAUGUUCUCAUUGUGUGAGCAUCACCUCGUUCCGUUUGUUGGAAAGGUACACAUUGGCUACCUUCCUAACAAACAAGUACUUGGCCUCAGCAAGCUUGCUAGGAUUGUGGAAAUAUACAGUAGAAGAUUGCAAGUCCAGGAGCGCCUUACCAAACAAAUCGCGAUCGCCAUCACAGAAGCCUUACAGCCCGCGGGAGUUGGAGUGGUUAUUGAAGCUACGCAUAUGUGUAUGGUAAUGCGUGGGGUCCAGAAAAUGAACAGUAAAACAGUAACCAGCACAAUGUUGGGGGUAUUCCGGGAAGAUCCAAAGACCCGUGAAGAAUUCCUGACGCUCAUCAGGAGCUGAAACUGUGGUGGUCUCUAAAUGCACUCUGGAGGUUGUUCUGUCCGGUGUCACUGUCUGUUCUUUCUUGUUCCUGCGUCUCACUUUUGAACUCAAUCGUUGUGAAUUGUUGUCGUAGUCUUUGUGCAGUAAAAGACUUCUGAUGGCAAA
Messenger RNA from Mesitornis unicolor (brown roatelo), 561 nucleotides. It is a transcript of the gene GCH1, whose product is annotated as GTP cyclohydrolase 1. The record is from RefSeq and is a predicted model, not a curated record. NCBI's taxonomy places the organism in Eukaryota, Metazoa, Chordata, Aves, Mesitornithiformes, Mesitornithidae. The transcript has 5 exons. Gene Ontology annotation, biological process: tetrahydrobiopterin biosynthetic process; tetrahydrofolate biosynthetic process. Gene Ontology annotation, molecular function: GTP binding; GTP cyclohydrolase I activity; zinc ion binding. Gene Ontology annotation, cellular component: cytoplasm. The annotation marks the transcript as partial.